GUUCGUUUGAACUGGACUGGCAGUGCCAUAUCAAUAUAACUACUACACAACCUUCAUACCCCUCUCAUACCGUCAACCUAAACUCUGCAGUGUUUCAUCAAUCACGCCAUGCCAGACUUCUUGACACAGUACGUCUGCUCGAAUCCAGAAUGUGAGAAGACGGUCACGCAAGAGAAUGCUCGCUGCUGUUCGGACUGCGGGAGAGGCGGGAGUGGAGAUGAUGACCAAAGCAGCGAGGAUGAUAGGCAAUGCGCCAUAUACUGCGUCACCUGCCAUGAUGCCGAGUGCAGUCUGAAUCCGUGUACCAUUGACGGCCAUGAAUCUUGCUGGAAUUCCCAUCUUCCGCGCAAUCAUGGGUUAGCCAAGCGGCACCGGAUGCUCAACCCCAUUUCCCAGAUCAUCAUCAGCGCCGUGACACACUCCGAGGAGAACCGAGCCCGCCAGCGAGAGCUCUACGAGCAAGACCGCACAGCUCGUUGGUUCAACAUUCGGCAGAACCAUGCCGGCUAUGAACAGCAGCGCUGUUAUUCAGGACAUGGCACCCCCCUUCUCGAGGUAUACGAUCGCUUCAGACAGCUUUGCGACCCCAACUUUUCAGGCAACACGGAGACGGCAAAUCACUUCCCCAGGUUCGUGUCCUUUGUGGGCGAUACCUGUGCCGGCAAAUCGAGCCUCGUGCGCGCCAUGAUUAUGAUGGGUCUGGCAGCAAGGGCCGGGGUCAUUAGGGGAGGGGACAUGGCUCAAGAUGGCAACAUCAGCACCCUUGUUGCCGCUAUGAGGCAGCAAGCCACUCAGUGGCCGGUGACGAGGUCUGCAAGCUUGGACAGCAUCAAGAACCCCACGACGAAGGGUGUGCACCUGUACCGGGACGAGGGGGCUGCAGUGCUCCUGGCAAGGGAUUCUGCAGCCUCGGCGAACGAGCAGCAUCCCAUUCUUUUCGUUGAUUGCGAAGGCCAAAAAGCCGGAGCUGCUCUCACAGAUGCCGAGAUUCUCCAUGCUGAUGAAGUGGAUCAGGGGACAAGGGGGAGACUUGCCGUACCCCCUGAAGGAAACCGGACUAGAUCCACAUCCAUUGGUCCUACCCCUGACUAUCAAUACCGUGUUACCGCUCCCUGCUACGGACGGAAAGGGAAGGACGGAGUCGACUUGUUUUAUGCCCGAUUCCUCUACGCCAUCAGCGAUGUCAUUGUGUUCGUGACGAGAGACGACACCAAGAUCAUGCCCCAGCUCCAAGCCGUGCUGGAAUGGGCUUCCAAAGCUGUGUACAAGUCUAUCAACCAUCCUUCCCGCAAAACCUUGAUCAUUGUCCGUCACAAAUCCGAGCUCCACAAAGCUGAGUUUUACGACGAAGCAAAGCUCGCUCACCAAUAUCUGGAGAACCACCCCAACCUCUGGACAACCUCGCCAACUCUCAAAGCCUUUGUUGAGGACUAUAACAGGAGUGAAACAGACUUCCGGAAGCACAUUGAGGAUAACAGGAGACUCUAUGAAGUACUCUUUCGGAAGAUCAUCUGCUGGUAUGUCCCGAGCAAGGACAAUCCCAAGGUCCGACCACACAGCGUGGUCAAGCAGUGGGCGGGACUCCGCAUCCGGAUUGAGCAAGCGGUUCGGGACGAAGAAUCCAUCGGCGCGGCCGCCAACAUGAAAUAUAACGUCCCUGAGCUGUCUAGGGUAUUGAGCAAAGCAUUUGCACACUUCACCUCCUCUGAGGAUCCGUUUGACUUCUUCUUGGCUGCGCGUCGAGACAACCCCAAUCCAGAGACCAUGGGAAGCCACCUGGGGAACUUUCUCCGUCAUGCCUACGAGCACGGGGAGAAACUGGUCCAUGAGCACCGGGAUUUGGACCGGAUGGUGAUUGACGUUGUAGUCAGUUCGCUGCUGACGUGGACGUAUAGGAGGUUUUAUCAAGGUGUAAGCCCGAGUGAGGCCUUCGAGCGGAGCCUUCAACCCACCUGCGAAGCCGGCAUCAAUGAAUAUCUCGCCAACUACGAAAGCUGCAUCUACAAGUUCCCGGACGGCAGCCCAUGUGUCUCCAGACCCGAACGGGCACAUUUGACGCAUGCAUCAAGAACGGGGAAGGUGAUCCCUGGGAUAUUCCAGCGUCGGUUGAAGUGGCACAACGGCUACAGAGGCGACUGGAUCACGGCCGUGCGGCAGCAGUACGCAGUCACGUACCAGGAGCUAAUCAGGCACCCGCAGAGCGCCUCUCCGGGGUUCCCAAGCCUGGCGGACCGUCUUAGGUCUCGGCGACAGAGCCUUCAUCGGAAGCACUUGGCCAUCUGGGAGUUCAUCAAGAGCUACAAGACAUGUUUUUCGUGUCUUGACGGCAUCCCCGACCAUGUGCUUGCCUGUGGACAUUCCUAUUGUCCUUGCUGUGUCCAGGAGCUGGGCACCCCUGACACGGUGAGGGAAAGCACCUGGCUGUUUACGGAAUGCCCUCUCUGUGGCAAAGCCGGCCCGGGCCUCGCCGCUACUUACAUCCAGCUGAAGCCGAGGUGCGCCGGUGUCAGAGUGUUGACGCUGGACGGGGGCGGCAUUCGUGGAGUCGCUGAGCUGGCUAUGCUCCAGGCUUUGGAAAAGGAGGUUGGGCUCGGAGUGCCAAUCCGGGAGUAUUUUGAUCUCAUCGUUGGGACUAGCACUGGGGGUUUGAUUGCCCUCGCGGUUGCCAUCACGCCACAAAAUAAGACGCUCGAGCAGCUCACAGAGUUCUUCAAGGACACUGCAACUAGCACCUUCAGCCAGUCCAUGAUAAAGAAAUUCUGGUCUCAGCUCGGCAUCAUGCUAUUCAAUAUUACAGACAGUAUCUAUUCCGCGGCGCCUCUCGAGAAGGCCACUAAAGGUUUAUUCGGACGCGGCACGAGCUUGUUUGCUCCCGCGCUUACCCCUGGGCACAGCCAAAUCAGCACCCGCGUUGCCGUCACAUCGUCCAUCGGAUACGCCGACACAAUGACUUUGAUCACAAACUAUAACCAUCCCCAGGGCCACAACGAAACGCGGGAGGAGAAUGACAGCAAAGACAUGCGAGUCUGGGAAGCCGCGCUGGCAACCUCGGCAGCGCCGUAUUACCUACCCCCUUUCAAAAAGACCAGCACGGGCACCAUGUAUGUCGAUGGCGCCGUCUUCGCAAACUGUCCCGCCGCGACGGCCUACGCCGAGACAAAAGCCCUCUGGCCGAACCGCGCGGCCUCGCUCGAUCUCCUCGUCUCCCUGGGCACGGGCCGACAGCAAGCAAAGCAUGCCCAUGGCGGCGGGCUGCAAAAGUUCAUCCCCAACGGCAUCAUCCGCACCUUUGCCAACAUGCUCAUGCAUCAGAGCAACUCGGACGAGUCAUGGCAUAACUUUGCGCGGUCUGUCCCGUCCGCCGUCAAAGCAAAGCUCCACCGCCUAGACCCGCCCCUUGACGUCGCCGGCGACCGCAUCGCGCUGGACGACUAUGCCAAGAUGGACGAUAUCACUGCGGCGGUCAAUGACUGGAUUGAAUCUCCCGAGGGAAGCGCCAUGAUCAAACGCACCGCCUACCGCCUCCUCGCAAGCCUCUUCUUCUUUGAGCCCGACGACUACCCUUCCCCACCCUCGCCUUCGCCUUUGUCCAUGCUGGACCACACCAACAACUUGAACAACAACAACACCCCCAUCAGUCCUAGCAGCACUAGCACCAGCAGCAGCAGUAUCCACCGCCUACCCCCCGGCACGCAGGUCCUGUCGGGCUGGAUCCGGUGCCGUCUGCCGCGCAACAGCAGCGGGCUGCGCAGGCUGCUCACGGAGAAGGCAGAGAGUCUGGUGAGCACUGUCAUCCCCCAAGGCCGGGGAGGACACGGUGGUUCGGACUACAAUGAUGUGCACGAAAAUGUCGUGUGCUACUGGGACCCGAUCAUGGACCCCCGGACCGGAUGCGAAUACAGGCUCGCCGAGUGCGUUGACCAAAGCGAUGACACGGGCGGCCAGUGCCAUGUCAAUGUUGCGUAUACCUUCCGAGACGAGGUGGGCAGUCAGAGCUUGCAUGUUGUGGGCGUGAAGUUUAGGGGUGUUGAGAGGCCCGUGCCGAUUAGUGGGUUUCCGGUGACGAUGGCGGCGUUGGUGGGAAGGGCUGGGUUGAGGUGGUUGCAGUGAGGGAAUCACUUCCCAGUGGGUACCUGUGUUGUAUGUAGUGUUAGCGCCGGCGAGGUGGGAGGAGCAAAGAAGGUGCUUCUGUGGCGCUGAUGAGACGGCGUCCAGUGUAUGUUGUGCGUGAGACCUUUGAGUGCUUCACAUUAGAUCCACCCUGGGAGGGCAUUUUAUUAUUACUCUGAGGGAAGACACGAUGUGCAGGCCAUGGUUGGUUGGAGACCAUAAAGCUGCUUCGAUGAUUCACAAUUUCACAUUCUGUCACCCAACGUCCGAUCAGUGAUAUUGAGGUCUUGAUGUGCGCCAUGCUUCGCG
Molecule: messenger RNA, 4419 nt
Organism: Canariomyces notabilis
Lineage: Eukaryota; Fungi; Ascomycota; Sordariomycetes; Sordariales; Chaetomiaceae
Exons: 3
Coding region: 109-4110 (1333 amino acids)
Biological process (GO): arachidonate metabolic process
Cellular component (GO): membrane
Source: RefSeq, a predicted model, not a curated record